Messenger RNA from Trichoderma virens Gv29-8, 1354 nucleotides. RefSeq lists its product as uncharacterized. The record is from RefSeq and is a predicted model, not a curated record. Gene Ontology annotation, molecular function: ATP hydrolysis activity; ATP binding. The coding region runs from base 78 to 935 and encodes 285 amino acids. Lineage: Eukaryota; Fungi; Ascomycota; Sordariomycetes; Hypocreales; Hypocreaceae. The transcript has a single exon.
CAUCAUUCUUCUCUCUCAUUCUCACUCUCACCCACUCCCUCAUAUCCUCCGCGUUGCCCAUCGUGACCACCGCCAACAUGACGACUCAGCCUCCCCGGAUCGUGGUGAACAACCUCUCAUACACCUUCCCGGACUUUUCAACCGGCGUCCGGAACAUCACUCUCGAUCUGCCGCCUCGCUCACGCACGCUCCUGAUCGGCGCCAACGGUGCUGGCAAGACAACCCUUCUCCGUCUGCUGGCUGGAAAGCGCCUGGCUCCCGGGGAUGCCAUCACCAUCGGCGGCGUCGACCCUUUCAAGGAGGGCCUUGAGGGCGUCACCUACCUUGGUCUCGAGUGGGUGCUGAACCCCAUCGUGCGCAACGACAUUGGCGUCCUGGAGCUGCUCCGAUCUGUUGGUGGCGAUGCUUAUCCCAAGCGCCGCGACGAGCUGGUUGAGAUGCUUGAUAUCGACAUCAACUGGCGCAUGCAUGCUGUGUCUGACGGUGAACGCCGCAGAGUCCAGCUCGCCAUGGGUCUUCUGCGUCCCUGGACCGUUCUCUUCCUUGAUGAGAUCACCGUUGAUCUUGACGUUCUGAGCCGCUUUUCGUUCCUUUCCUGGCUGAAGCGCGAGACGGAAACCCGCGAGUGCACCAUUGUCUAUGCUACUCACAUCUUGGAUAACUUGGCUGGCUGGCCCACCCACCUUGUCCACAUGCAUGUUGGCACCGUCAAGGAGUGGGACACCGCUGACAACAUGCUGCGCUCCAUCGAUGGAACCGUUGGUCCUACGGGCAACAGCCGCCUCGGAGAGUUGGUCAUGGGCUGGCUGAGGGAUGAUCUUAAACAGAGAGGCCCAAGAAGCCAGGCGAACCUUGGUUCCGAAGGCAGGACCUAUGGCUUCGGCGCCAUCAAGAUUGGUGGAUAUGGUGACGAGUCCAAGCAAAGAGAAAACUAAGAAAUACUUCUCUUCUUCUCCUUCUCGGGCCACGGCGGAGGCUAAAUUGGAGAAAUUUCUUUGGCAAUAAUGCCUUCAACGGUUUAUUGGCCGACAUUUACGACGGACUUUCUUUCUGCAUUAUGAACGGUCGGUGAGCACAGCAUUCAGCGGUGCAUGGCGUUGGUAUUUUGGUGGAGGAGCAGGCCUCAACUCUGCCUUCACAGACGGAUUUCGGUUUCAUUUUGUUUUCAACACUCUUACAUGGUAUACCUGAGGGAAACGUGGCAUAUUUCAUUUCAUUCAUCUUCUCUUUCUUCAUGAUACCCUGAAUUUCAACCGAUGGGAUAUAGGCAACUGGUCCGCUUCAACUGGGCCCGUAUGUAGUCGCCAUAAGAAGUUGCAAUACAAUUCUUUCUUCGCGUUCGCGCGUUUAGUUU